Strigops habroptila (Kakapo) is the source of this 1240-nucleotide messenger RNA. RefSeq names its product growth arrest and DNA damage inducible alpha (gene GADD45A). The transcript is spliced from 4 exons. Lineage: Eukaryota; Metazoa; Chordata; Aves; Psittaciformes; Psittacidae. The record is from RefSeq and is a predicted model, not a curated record. Gene Ontology annotation, biological process: regulation of cell cycle. Bases 71 to 544 code for a protein of 157 amino acids. Gene Ontology annotation, cellular component: nucleus; cytoplasm.
CCUUUGUGCUGCAGAGGCGGCGGCGCCACCGGGAGCGGUCCCAGCACCGGGAGCGGCUCGCAGUGGAACUAUGACCCUGGAGGAGCUGCCCGGGGACCACCGCACCGCCGGGAGGAUGGAGCAGGCGGGGGACGCGCUGGAGGAGGUGCUGAGCAAGGCGCUGAGCCAGCGGAGCCUCACCCUUGGUGUCUAUGAGGCAGCCAAGUUGCUUAAUGUGGAUCCGGAUAACGUGGUGCUGUGCUUACUGGCGGCCGAUGAGGAAGAGGAGGGAGACGCGGCGCUGCAGAUCCACUUCACGUUGAUCCAGGCUUUCUGCUGCGAGAAUGACAUCAACAUCCUCCGUGUCAACAACCCGGCACGCUUGGCUCAGCUCCUGCUGCCCGCCGCUGGCCCCGGGCCACCCGCCGACCUUCAUUGCGUCCUCGUCACGAACCCCCACGCCUCGCAGUGGAAGGAUCCAGCGCUGAGUCAGCUGAUGUGCUUCUGCCGGGAGAGCCGGUACAUGGAUCAGUGGGUGCCGGUGAUUAACCUCCCCGAGCGGUGACCGGAGCGCUCGGCUGAACCCGACUGCACUCGAGUUUUGCAAUAACUUUACAAGCAGUUGCUCAGGAAGUAACUCCCUGCCCUGGCACGAGGAUCACCCGGGAGGGAGGGCAGGAAAAAAAAAAAAAAGAAGAAAACAACAAAAAAAUACCCAGAUAAAACUGAUAUCAAAGGGUGGGGGGAGGCUGGAGUUGAGCUACGUGUUGUGUGGGACUGACAAGCGACACGGAGGAGCGUGGAAGUCAAGGGAAGAGAAGCGCCUGCGUGGCUGGAGGAGUGAGCCCCCGGGGUGCUGCGCGGCCAAAUUCCUCAUGGAAAACGCCCGACGCCCUCCACCUAUUUUCUAAGUGCAACUUAACAGCUUCUGGAUUAAAUACCUUAAAGAGCAAGGAAAAAAAAUAAGGUUAAUUGAAACAUUUUACAACCCCUUUUAAUGUAUUUUUUGGGAUGUUAAUUCUCAAGUUUUUAUGCUAAGAUAUAUAAUAAGUUAUUUCAUGCUAUUAUUGAUGGAAAAAUUAUUUAUACCGGGAGGUUUGAGAACCAGAAUGCCCUUAAGCAGUUAAUCUGCACCCACUCUUCAACAGUUGGCUGUUGGAAGCAGCUACAUUAAUGUAAUUGUUUGAAAUCUGAUAGUAUUUAGGGGUUUUUUUGGGUUUCUGGCUUUGGCUUCUUUUGGAAAUAAAAGUUUAAACUCCAA